AAAUUCCACCAGUCUUCUCCCUUCACCUCCUCCGUCCCAUUCCUCCAUGUCCUGGAGAGUGUGUUAUACUGCUUUGUCGUUCAGGGACUUCAUUACUCAGAAGGUAGCAUAUAAAACACUUACGUAAUGCAAGUUUUAUUCCUAUUUAUAAAGUCAUUGAUCAGAUAUUGCAACAACUUCCAAACAAUGUCAAGUAAGCAAUAACUGCCGUGCAAAGGUAUGCUACAACCUAACACAGUACAUUAAGGGCUCUCAGCCAUUGACUCUCUGAUACUGCAGGAGCCUUAGCACCACUUCAGGAGUUAAUUGGAGUCUACUUUUCUUUGGAGAGCAGUGUUCCAUCAUUCUAUGUAACUCAGCAACCACAUUCUCCGUGAGCUUCCCAAGAGAAGAGAGGGGGAGUGUGGGAGAAACAGGUUGCCAAACCCACUUAGGCACACUCCGCAUAGAUUAACCCACCAAAUUAAAAGGCGGGAGGUGACCCUAGCCAACAUUAAAAGCGCUCAGAGUUCUGAUGCGAAUUAGAGCAGGACACGAUUCCUGUAAUAUCCGAGCCACCACAAAAGUUCUUGAGGGCAUCUUUUGUGGGUUCUCCAUCUUCCCUUCCCUCUCUGCCAUCAUCUAUUGCCUUUCUGGGCCCUCUCUUUUCCCUACUUUCUGUGUCAUUCCUCCGGCACUGGCACUGUAGACAUUAGGCAUUGCCGGCCCGUUUGUUAAAUCAGUACAUGCAAGCCAAACUUCUUGCACUAAUGAAAGCAUCCCUCAAAAUUCCACUGUUGUCAUCUCAAAAGCGUUUCUCAGUGCUGCCCGGCUAAAGGAAACCAACAAAUGACAAGGUGCAGCGGCGGUUCAAGUAGGGGAUCCCGGCCUCAUCUCGCCAUAAUAUAACUGGCUGGAAAGUGGAAUGGCUGGAAGACGUGAGAAAGCUGGACGUCAGAUGUUCAACCUAAGCAAACUCAGACGCGCAAGCGCGUGGCGCAGAGCCAGUCUCUCGAGGCCGCAUCGCAGCGCCUGCGCACAGAAUCUGGAGAGGAGUGGGAAGGGGAGAACAGCGGUGGGGUUUAGCGCUCCCACCGCCUCAGCUCCGCUCAGCUUGCAAGCCCCGCCUCCACCAGCUGCUCGUCUUCCCAAACAACCGGGUGCGACCCCUCCCCCUGGCGCUCUCCGUCUAUUGGCCCUCGGCCCUUUCCGUUUCCGCCCAGCCCUCGAUAAUCCACCAAUCAGCUUGUGCGCUUGGGUAAGCGCCCCCUCAGGCCGUCGCUCCGGCUCUUCUGCCUCCUCCCGCUGCUGCCUCCGCUGCUGCCUCCUUUCCGACCUCCUUCGUCAGGCGGGCGUCUGCGGGGGUCUGAGGGGCGGCGGCGGCGGCGGCAGCGAUAUGGAGCUUGAGACCGGCGGCCGAAGUGCUGCUCGCGGACACGACGCCGGACACCCAAGAAUUCCGCCACCACGGGAGCAGGAGCGGAAGCUGGAGCAGGAGAAGCUGUCCGGGGUGGUGAAGAGCGUCCACCGGCGGCUCCGCAAGAAGUACCGGGAAGUGGGAGAUUUUGAUAAGAUCUGGCGAGAACAUUGUGAGGAUGAGGAAACACUUUGUGAAUAUGCUGUUGCAAUGAAAAAUUUGGCAGAUAAUCAUUGGGCAAAAACUUGUGAGGGCGAAGGUCGUAUUGAAUGGUGUUGUAGUGUAUGCAGAGAAUACUUCCAAAAUGGUGGAAAGAGAAAAGCACUUGAAAAAGAUGAAAAAAGAGCUGUACUCGCCACUAAGACCACUCCAGCCUUAAAUACACAUGAGUCUUCUAAACUUGAAGGUCAUUUAACCAACCUCAGCUUUACAAACCCUGAAAUUAUAACUGAGUUACUACAAACCUCAGGAAAGAUCAGAUUACUUGAUGUUGGCAGCUGCUUUAACCCAUUUCUGAAGUUUGAAGAAUUUCUAACUGUUGGCAUAGACAUUGUACCUGCUGUAGAGAGUGUGUAUAAGUGUGACUUCCUGAACUUGCAGCUUCAGCAACCACUCCAGCUUGCACAGGACGCUGUAGAUGCCUUUUUGAAGCAGCUGAAAAACCCUAUAGAUUCUCUUCCUGGAGAACUUUUCCAUGUGGUUGUUUUCUCUCUGCUUCUUUCUUAUUUUCCAUCACCUUACCAGCGAUGGAUUUGCUGCAAGAAAGCCCAUGAACUGUUGGUGUUAAAUGGUUUAUUGCUUAUCAUCACACCUGAUUCCUCCCAUCAGAAUCGUCAUGCUAUGAUGAUGAAAAGCUGGAAGAUUGCUAUAGAGUCCCUGGGCUUUAAACGUUUCAAGUAUUCAAAAUUUUCACAUAUGCAUCUGAUGGCAUUUAGAAAAAUCUCCCUAAAAACCACAAGUGACUUGGUUAGUAGGAACUACCCAGGGAUGUUAUAUAUUCCUCAAGAUUUCAACAGUAUAGAAGACGAGGAAUAUUCUAACCCUUCCUGCUAUGUUCGAUCAGAUAUAGAAGAUGAACAACUAGCCUGUGGCUUCACAGAGCUCCCUGAUGCUCCCUACGACUCAGAUUCUGGAGAGAGUCAAGCCAGCUCCAUUCCUUUCUAUGAGCUAGAAGAUCCCAUAUUACUUUUAAGUUAAUGUAAAAGCAAAAGGCCCCUUCAGUCCAGACUCCUAAACUAAUUGCUUACACUAAUCAGAAAUACUAACAUGAACUCAGUACUUAAAAUCUGGUUUGCAUAGGAGAAAUACACAGGUUUACAGAGUUUAUUAUUUUUUUCUGCUUCUGGAUUUUAAAAUUUAUUCUUAUAUAGAAUAUAUAAAGUUUCAUGCAGAGUGACUGUUACUUUUAGCAUUUAGCACUAAGAUAUCACAGAAAGGUACCUUUUUCUCUUUAGUGUUAUUGUGAAAAAUGAAGCGUAAUUUGCUAUGUAUUUUCUUCUUUUUUCUGUCUUUUCUAUGUUGACUUUAAACCACUGCAUUGAGAAACUUUAAGGUAAGUAGAAAGCUGUAGACUUCACUUGGAUGAUUCACAAGUUAAAUGUGACACAGAUAGAUUGGUUUAGUUAUUUUGUGAUGCACUUACUCUAUUUUCUAACUAAAUUAUCUGUUACAGAAAGCCAUUUUCUGUAUUCAGUUUUGUCUGAUGAUCCAACAUUUCCUAAAUUUUUUAGAAUAGGUUGCUUUUUUCCUUAUUCUUGCUCAUUUUACAACAUCAGACAUUGGGGUACAGAUUUCCCCAAAAGUAUAUAUUGUAAUUUGAUUAGCACAGUACAAUAAACACCAUUGCCAAAGUAAAAUUUUCAUCUUUCUUAUUGAUUUGGGCCUUGGUGUUAAGUAUAUUUAACUGUGAGAGUUCACUUUUACUCUUUUUAUUUAGAUUUCAUUACAAAAUGUUCUAUUUAAGCAAGGAACAAUAUAUACUCAAUAGUGACCUGAAACACCUUUGUGAAAGGGUUUGCACUUGUAAGAGAGCUUAUAUUUUAUCUAGACCAACCUUGAUAAAAGGUCCUCACCUUUCCGUUAGGGAAAUGCUGCACUACAAGUUUGAAAUUAUAUAGAAAAAAUUUAAAAUUAACCCUUUGCUGGUAGUCUCAUAAAAUAGUUUCGACCUUUCGGUAUUCUUAUUUCUAUCUAAAUCCUAGCUAAAAAUUUUCUUUGAAAAUAUAAACCAUUAGUUGGCUGUGGGAAUUUUCCCUUUCCACAUUGACAAAUGCCUUUCUGUGUUUCUGAAUCAGAAGCAAAUGAUUAAGGAGAAAUACAUGUCUAAACAAGACAAGAAUUAGUUUAAAUAGCUAAAAACACUUAGUCUACAUUGUCUUGUCAGCCAGCAAUUGUCAUGUAAACUAUCAUUUUUAAGAGUGCCACUGUGUGGAUUUUUUUCAAGUGGUUAUUACAUUAAAAUUACCUCAUACUGAGGUUUUUGCACUGAAAUAUCAGUUUCAGAUUUCAUGAUUAAUGUACGUGUGUGUGUUUUUAAAGUAAACUUGCAUUUUCAAUAGUUGACCCUAAAUUUCAUAAACUGUACUUCUUUACUCUGGUAAACUGAUGUUUUUGUGCUUAUUAUGAAUUGCUGUAGUUAACUUUGAAUGUAAAACUUUACUUAGAAAUGCAAAAUUUAUCCUUUAAGAUAUAAGUGGUUGAGUGUAUUCCUGAUAUUUCACAUUCUAAAUUAAUGAAAGUAAUGAGAUUGUAAUUAACCUAGGUCAGUUAAUUACAUGCAGUAAAUAUUGGUUGCUCAAAUAUGCCAGAAAUAACUUGAAAUUUUUCAUUUACUUUCAAUAGUAUAAGAUACCUUAGUAAUUAGGCUUGACUUUUCUUUCCAGUUAAGCACUGUGGGUCAAGUCUUGUAGUUCCCCCAAAAGAAGAAGAAAAAAACCACUGUGUUCAGGAUAACACAAAACUUGUUUUGGUAGUACUUCUUUUACCAUAUUGUUUGUUUUCUUUGAUUUGACUAAAUACUGUUAAGGACAAAGAAAACAAUAUACCAAAUGAAAAUGCUUUGAAAAUAAAUGAAAACAGUGCUUUUGAAAAAAGGCUUGUGUAAGUACGACCUUGGAGUCAGCCUUCGUGUUACAGCUAAAAUGUUGGUGCUAUACAUUCUUCUGAUUGUUUACAGAUGUUGAUUCUGCUUAUGCUCCGAAAUGUGCAUGAUGUAUUUUAAGUAGUACUUUACAGAAAAAUCUCUUUAUAAAACCUAUACUCCCACUUAAUAUAAAUUUGUUUGAAUUUAUAAAUACCAUUUGUUACUGUAAAUUCAGCUUAUUCAAAUUAUGUUGACACAGGAUUUAAACUAAUACAUAUUCCACCAAAGCCAAUUCAACGUAUGUAUUAAAAUAUAAGCAGUCAUGUGGCUAGGUGCCAGAUUAUAUGUGUAAUGACAAGAGAAGUUAAUAGAACCUUCCUUCUAGUACUGUAUGGGUACUCUUGAGAAUGAUUUCAUUUGGAUAUAAAGAAGUUAAGGGGCUUCCUGUUACGUUCACAAUAGGAUUGUUUAAAAUUAUUUGGUGUUUCAAAAACAAAUCAUUUGGUUGGAUUCUUCAGGAUCAAGUGGUUUAUAUCAUAGUUGCUAGGUGGUGGGAGAUGGCAUACCUGAAAAUGUAUGUUUGUGUUUGUUGUAUUUUUUUCACAUUUUGUGAGCAAAGCACAUUUAUUAAAAAUUUUAAAUUUUCUAAUA
Hipposideros armiger (great roundleaf bat) is the source of this 5129-nucleotide messenger RNA. It is a transcript of the gene SAMTOR, whose product is annotated as S-adenosylmethionine sensor upstream of mTORC1. The coding region runs from base 905 to 2593 and encodes 562 amino acids. The record is from RefSeq and is a predicted model, not a curated record. Gene Ontology annotation, biological process: negative regulation of TORC1 signaling. NCBI's taxonomy places the organism in Eukaryota, Metazoa, Chordata, Mammalia, Chiroptera, Hipposideridae. The transcript has 5 exons.